Gregarina niphandrodes is the source of this 2577-nucleotide messenger RNA. RefSeq lists its product as hypothetical. The record is from RefSeq and is a predicted model, not a curated record. Lineage: Eukaryota; Apicomplexa; Conoidasida; Eugregarinorida; Gregarinidae. Bases 1 to 2577 code for a protein of 858 amino acids. The transcript has a single exon.
AUGCAGCAUCAGGAGGGUUGUCCGUUGUCAUCUGUGGCGGCGUACAAGGCGGCUGCGUUGCAAGGUCUGGCUGACUACGUGCCGGAGUUCGACGAUUCGUCGAACGACCUGCCUUGUCCGGACCGUCGUUGUUCGACUUGGUUGGAUUUGAAGACAUGGUUUGGGUACGUGCCGCGUUCUUUACCGUCACUAGACUUCCAAAAGUGUUUCGCUGACAUUGCACACGGCGGGGGAGGUAUCUACGAGCGGCUGGCAGUAUUGGGUGAGAAAGCAUUAGGAAUGAUGUGCCAAAUUUACAUUAGUGAGAAGUACUCACCGAUCAAAAUGCCUUUCGACUUACAACGCGGCUACCCCCCCGAUAUGAUCCGUUAUAUCUGGACUCUGAAGCGAACGGAUCGUUGUUGCAGUUUGCGCUCCCUUAGUGUAUUUGCCCGAACAUAUUUGUCAACUGCGCAAUCAAUGGAGACAGCCACUGCCUGUGCCCGUUACGUCAAGGCCGUAAUCGGAUACAGCAUUCAGGCACACAGUCUCAUGCGUACGGCCACUGCCAACACGCGCAAACUCGAAAUGCUGUCGACCGCGAAUCAGGACACACUGGAUGCCGACGCUUUGGCUGCAGGCUCCGGUCUCAUUUAUGAUUGGGCGACCGUGCUGAUCGAUCAUAUCUAUGAUGUUCAGAAACUCCGUUCUUGUAGCGAUCCGGUAGAGUGCGAGUUAGUUCAAGAUCUGCAAGAGUUCUUCGGCUAUCCCUAUGACACUCUCAUCCCACGGGUCUAUAACGUGAUCCGGGCCGACACGAGCUACAUGACCGAAGGCGAUUGUGAGGCCCAGGCCCAGUCAGGUCGUGACAUUGUUCAGCUAGCGGCGACUGAGUAUUUCUUGUCCCUCGCACAGAACGCACAAACUGACCCACACUUGAUCGACCGAUGGUUGCGACUGGAACUCAAGACGUUCAUGAACUCACAAGUAAUCGGCAUCUUCGCCGCCACACACUUCAACCUUCUACCCAUACUCAACCACAUGGGUCCCGGGGGUCUCGGGCUUACUUCAGAUGCCAGUCCAGGACUGGAGCAGUACGCCAGAUUGUUCUGCCAGCUGCUUGCAGCCACCUACGGAGUCGUGCGGGAGAGUCAAAGUCGGGAGUACCUACCUGCAUUGAUCCAACGUCUAAGACAGAUCCAACUGACGCUGCACAUGGAGGAGCUGGACAUUCGGAUUAAUGGCCCACUUCGUACACCGCUGGCUCUCUUCCAGGGCAUCGACAUCUUCCGAUGGAGCACCAUCAGCAACUGGGGCCAUGUGAACCGCUACAACCUCUGGCAACGUCACCCGCGAAGUAAGCAUCUUGAGGCCUUCCUGCCCGUCAGCGACCCGGUGGUACGACGGCGUAUUCGGACACUCGAACGCACACUGCCACUCGAAAUCAACAAUUUCGAUAACGUACCUCGAUCAAUCAAGGCGCUUUGUCCCGCACCAGCACGCGAAGAAGAACAAGGCCAACAAGUCAGUCUAAACAACGUCAUUCCCAUCGUCGAUGCCGACUCAGCCCUCCGAGGACGAGACCCCGGUGGCGCCACCAACGGCGUCUAUAUUCACCGGUUUGGAACCAACAAAAAACCUAACACCACCCCAAGACUCUGGUCACGUCUAUUCAAACGGACCCCUGCCACUACAGCCUGGUCCGGCCUCGGCCUUGGAGGAGGUAGUGAGAAGGAAGGUGGCACACUCUGGAAGCCACCAUUCGCUGCCUUCAUGAAGCCACGCCUUGUCAACUUCAACAAGGGCGAAGCCUACGUUGCACCCCAGAACAGACGACCCUGUCUCUCCACCGGACCCAAGAGACUCGGAGACCUGAAAGUACACUGGGAGGAUAACGCCGAUGACCGAGGACGGGCAGGAGAUUUUGGUCGAGACCUUGGUCGUGGAGGAGACUUUGGUCGUGGAGGCCGAGACCCCUCCGGCGGUCGAGGAGCUCAGUCCAGCCAUGUCGGUCACUUGGACCCAGCGGUUGACAGCGGCUCGUCUUCAUCCUCGUACUGCUCGUCUUGUUCAACGUGCGAGGGCGAACAACAGCACGACUGCAAAGGCUGGAAUAAUGUCCUGCGCGAAAUGCAGGCUAAGACACGGGGGCUAGAAAGCCAAGUCCGAGACAUGCCUGACGGCGGCAAAGUUCUAAUCACUCGGGACCGAGCCACGGAAAACGCUGCCGUAGAAAUCUUCCGAAAACGACUAGGGAACCCGCCUACUAUCGGAAGACCUACAGGAGGAAUCGGAACCACAACUGUGGGACCCGUAAGCAUGCCCCAAGGCCUCGGACCCGCAGGCAUGCUGGGACUUGGUGGCGAAGACCGCAUUGGUCUAGACCGCAUUGGUCCAGAUCGCAUUGGUCCAGAUCGCAUCGACCGUUUCAAAAAGCUGGGCAUGAGCGACGAAGACCUCCAAGAGUACCUCGCUUUCAAAUUCCAGCACGAUCCUGAAGGACACAAGCAUCUUACAGUCGAAGGACCGCGGGGCACCGAGUUCGAUCCCACACCCCAGAACCUCGCAGACCCGAAUCAUAUAUCCCUCAAUAUUUGA